AUGAUUUUGCCUUGUUUGUCAUCACUCUUCUCGCGCUUGCCACAUCUUAUCAACAACAACAAUGAAGGCACCAGCUGGACCAAUCGCUAUCACUCAGUACAGGAACGGACAAAGGUGGCACUCCGACACAAGAAGAUCAGUUUGCAGGUGCUCAGGAGACACCGUCAGCAACCCCCUCAGGGCCCUCCCCAGAGCCAUGACAGGAAUAGUCUCGCCUCAAAACAAAACUUGAGCACGCUCCAUACAACAAGAUACACACCAGGUUGCACCCCUGUUCCACUGGCAGUUCCAGCAAGAUCACAUUAUAUCGAUCGUGCGUGCCAGACUGACUUGUGUCGAAUUUCACUGCUCUCAACAGACGAUCUAGUCUUUGAAAUGCUUCUGGACGAGUGCAGGAUUCCCAAUGGGAGGUCACCUCCUCCCUAUGAUCCUCAAGAUGGCUUUUAG
Molecule: messenger RNA, 447 nt
Organism: Fusarium poae
Lineage: Eukaryota; Fungi; Ascomycota; Sordariomycetes; Hypocreales; Nectriaceae
Exons: 1
Coding region: 1-447 (148 amino acids)
Source: RefSeq, a predicted model, not a curated record